AUGUGGGUCUUAUACCAUAAAAAGAGGUCACCGGUCAGACGUCAGGCACGGUUUUCCCUUUUACGCUUCCAUCAAUAUCACUGGUCAGAUAACAGGCAUGGAGAUCCAGAUGUCAGGCAUGAAGAUUUUGGUCUUAUACGCAAAAAAAAGGCAUUAAGAUGUGGGUCUUGUAUCAUAAAAAGAGGUCACCGGUCACAUGCCAGGCGUGAUUUCCUCUCUUUUACGCUUCCACCAUCCCCACCAGCCAAAUGUCAGACAGAUGUCAGGUAUGGAGAUGUUGGUCUUAUCCCGCAAAAAAGAGGUCACCGGCCAGAUGUCAAGCGUGGUUGUCUCUCUUUUACGCUUCCAUCAUCCCACCAGCCAGAUGCCAGGCAUGGAGAUGCAUGGAGAUGUGAAUCUUAUACCGCAAAAAAGAGGUCACCGGCUAGAUGCCAGGGGUCACCGGCCAGGUGUCGGGCGGUUAUCUUUCUUAUACGCUUCCAUCCUCCCACCGGCCAAAUGCUAGGCAGAGACGUGGGUCUCAUACCGCAAGAAAGAGGCAUGGAGAUGUGGGUAUCAACGCAAAAAAGAGGCCACCGACUAGAUGCCAGGCGUGAUUGUCUCUCUUUUGCGCUUCCAUCGUCCCCACCGGCCAGACACCAGAUGCCAGGCAUGGAGAUGUGGGUCUUAUACCGCAAAAAAGAGGUCACUGACCUCUUUUACGCUUCUGAUGCCAGGCGUGAUUGCCUCUCUUUUGAGCUUCCAUCAUCCCCAUUAGCCAGAUGUCAGGCAUGGAGAUGUGGGCCUCAUACCGUAAAAAAAAAGGUUACUGACGAGAUGUCAGGCGUGAUUGUCUUUUUUGCACUUCCAUUGUCCCCACCGGCCAGAUACCAGAUGCCAGGCGGGAUUGCAUCUCUUUUACGCUUCCAUCGUCCCCACCGGCCAGAUGUCAGGGAUGGAGAUGUGGGUCUUAUACCGCAAAAAAGAGGCCACCUGAUAGAUGCCAGGGGUGAUUGUAUCUCUUUUACGCUUCCAUCAUCCCACAGGCCAGAUGCCAAGCAUGGAGAUACACCAGGCAUGGAGAUGUGGGUCUUAUACCCAAAAAUAUAUCACCGGAUAGAUUCCAGGCGUGAUUUACACUUCCAUCGUCCCCACCGAGGCAUGGAGAUGUGGGUCUUAUACCGAAUAAAAAGAGGUCACCAGCUAGAUGCCAGGAUUAUCUCUCUUAUAAGCUUCUAUCGUCCCCACCGAGGCAUGGAGAUGUGGAACCAUCCGGUAACUUAA
Acaulospora colombiana is the source of this 1263-nucleotide messenger RNA. NCBI's taxonomy places the organism in Eukaryota, Fungi, Glomeromycota, Glomeromycetes, Diversisporales, Acaulosporaceae. The record is from the annotation of a GenBank genome assembly.